AAACGUACGAGCAGCUCGUGAAGGCACCACGGGGACAGCAGCCAUGAAGCAGUCCCUCUGCUCAGAGCCUCAGUGACAGUGAUGAUGAAACACUUUGUUCAGCAGCUUCUUCAUGUCGCUGCAGAACAGCACCAGGCUCGUUCCAUCCGCUGCUGCAUGAGCUAAUAGGUGCAGAUCAUCCGGACCAAGAGGAUCUGCGGGGUCCCUUCAUUUUGUUUUCCCGUUCCAAGCUGCGGAGCUGAGGUAAAAAAAAAAAAAGUGCUGCUGCAGAUGGGGGAGUUUUCAAGCCGUGCUCUGGGACGGGUAACCGUGUACUCCAUCCAGGGCUGCCCACACUGUGUCCAGGCUAAGGCCACCCUCGGGCGUCUGGAGGUGCCAGUAUGUGACGUGGACUUGGGGAGGCAUCCAGAGCUGAGAGCGGCAGUGAAGGAGCUUACAGGACGCAGCUCAGUCCCUCAGAUCUUCUUCAACAAUGUUCAUGUUGGCGGCAACGAUGACCUGCAGAAAUUGGCUCCUGAGGAGCUUCAGAGAUUGGUGAGUCUGGUCAAGGAGGAGCCUCUUCCAGCAGAUGCUCCGCCUGUGCCAGAGAAGAGCCAAUCAGAGGAAGCAGCUGGAGAGACCGAUGGAGAGUUUAUGUGUGAGAAAGAUGAGUUGGCCGACCUGGUACAGGACCUCAAACAUGGCAGUGUUAUUGGCAGUCAAAGGAGGGGGCUGUCUGUUUACAAAAAGAGCUUCUCCGGCGAUCAGCUGGUAGACUGGCUGCAGAAAGAGAAGGGCUUGGCCAGGGCUGAGGCCUGUAGCACUGGACAGGCAUUGUUGCAGAAGAAGUACAUGGUCAGUGUGCGUGGCUGUGGGCAGCAGGAUGGCGGUUUUGGAGAAGGGGAAAACGCCACUGACGCACUGUACAGGCUGCUGGAGGAUGACCCUCAUUCAGCCCUCAACGCAGGACAGACUGCCGGCUGCAGUGUCAAACCGGCUGCGGAGCUCUCUCUGCUUUUACGGGAGAUGAUUCUGAAACUGUUCUCUGAGCAUCUCUCUGCCGACGGCAAGUCUGUGGACUACAAAGGCAUGUCGUCGAACCCUGCGUUCGAGCGUUACUCUGAGCUGGCCAUACAGCUGCAGAGGGUGGAGCUGCUGUCACUGAGCCGGGAGGAGAAGCUGGCCUUCUUCAUCAACACCUACAAUGCACUCGUCAUCCACGGGUUCCUCCGCCUGGGGCCCCCCACCAACAUGUGGUCAAGAUACAGAUUCUUCAACUAUGUGAGCUACCUGAUUGGAGGAGAAGUGUUCACCUUGCAGGACAUCGAGAACGGCGUGCUGAGAGGGAACAAAAAGGGUCUGGCACAGUUUCGAAGGCCCUUCUCCAACACGGACCCGAGGCUUCAAGUGGCUCUCCCAAACGCAGAGCCCCUCAUUCACUUUGCCUUGAACUGUGGUGCAAAGGGCUGCCCGCCUAUUAAAACGUACUCUCCACAGGACAUCGACAGUCAGCUCCGCAUAGCAGCUGAAGCCUUCCUGGAGAACGAUGACGGCUGUACGGUGGAUUCUGUGAAAAAAGAAGUGCGACUCAGUCAGAUAUUCAAGUGGUACAAGGCCGACUUUGGAGGCACCGAUGAGAACCUGCUGAAGUGGGUGCUGGAGCACAUGGGCGACUCUCCGAAGAAGACCAGCCUGCAGGGCGUCAUGUCUGCAGGCAAAACCAAGGUCACCUUCCUCCCUUAUGACUGGAGCUCCAACGGCACCCACUGAGCAUCUCUCUCACAAACACAACACACCCAGCUAUACACUAUGUCCCUUUGCAUCUGUCUACUUUCUCCUGAGCUGCAUCACCGUAAACAUCAUGCAAUUAUUCUUAUGCAAAUCAAACUGUAAAAUCCAAAGGGACGCGUCUGCACUGAACUCCAGAAUUGUAUUUGUCUCGUACGUUAGAUGUUUUUGUUUCAGGUAACGCCAAAAACAACAGGAUGCCGAGCGAGCCUAUUUUAGAAAACAAGACGCUCGACAUUUUCUACUGCAGCGGCAUAUUUAAUAUGAUGAAAUGCACUUCGAAUGAGUCGUAAACUUUUCGUAUUGAUAAAACUAAUGUCAAAUGAUAAACUCUAAAAAACAACACAUACACAUCUCAAAUUAUUAACGAUGAAAUGAUCGCAGAGAAUUCUGCAUCCUGUAUUAUAACAACCUCAAUCAUCAAUAUGGUUUUCAUGCUUUCCAGUCCCAGUCUUUAAACAGCACGUCAGCAACUCAGGACCAAUAGACGAUCAUGAUCUUCUCAGUCCAGUUCAACACAUAUUUUAGGCUACUUCACAUGGAGAUGAUAACUUUGCUGAUCCAAAUACUCUGCCUUGAUAAGCCAUAUCAAAAUACCUUAAAAAACACUCAUUCGAGUGUAGUGGUCUGCAGAUUGUCCACAGAGCCAGUCCAUUAUUCCGGCAGCGUCUUCAGUCGCCACAUCUCCACCUUCGUGAACUGGAUCCAGGCCCUGAAUUAAAAUACUGUGUCCAUGUUUUAAGAGACACAGAAAGAUGCAGUGCUCAGACUUUUGCAUGUCUUGGAUCUGUUUUUAUUCCUAACCCACUGUUGGCAUUUUGGUUCUCCCUCUCCUCUACAUCAUCGUCCACCCUCCCUUUCUAAUCCAGGUCUUCCAUUUGAAAUUGCAGAAGUGCUACAACUGUGUUUUUUCAGCACAGGUAUUUAUUAAGAAAUUUAAUAAUAUUGUGAAUAAUGGAAACAUAUGUCCAAGCUGCACCCACUCGGGAUGCACUCUAUCAAUCUACAUGUCUAUCACCAACUCUGCUGUUGAAAUAUAUUUGUACUUUUUCACAAAGAAAAAUGUUGUCGCAAUAAUGUUCUGUGUUUAUUUGACUAUUUAUUCCUGCAUGUCUGCACAUUUUUUUUGUUGUUGUUGCUAAAAUCCGAAGCAAUUAAAUGUAGCAGUUUAAGACUCAAUUCAGUUUGAGUUUUCCACUUGUCAGUUCAGUUUCCACUUUAGACUGUAUAUCAAGAUGGACAACGUGUCUCCAUUUCCUCCCACAAUCCAGAAAUGAAGCUAAAAUAUCAUGGAUACGAAUGUCACCACCUUGUGUCUGCACAGUAACAAACAGGGAGUGGAGCCCGGGUAUCAAGGUCCCAUCGAUACACACCCUGGACAAAUCACGAGUCAGUCUCAGCUGUCAAUCAAUAUGUUUUACUAUGUUUUUCAUAGCAUUAAAUAACCAAUCAAAUCAAAUCUUACUGGAAAAAACGAACAUGGAAAACAUCACAGUGACAGGAGCAACCUAAAAUGACAGAAACCAUCACAAAAAUGUAUAUGACGUGUGGUUUGACUUUUAAGUUUGGUCCUUGUCCCACCCAUUAACAUGGAGGAGGCAGUAUCUAUGGCCUGUACUGCAGCCAGCUACCAGGGGGCAAUCCAGACACUUUUGGGGAGCAGUCAUGUCGUCCAUCGUUACAGUCUAUGGUUUCCACCUAAACACGGAAAUGUUACUUAAUUGGCUUUCCAUUUUACCUGGCCUUAAAACAAUCACUUGUUUUCAACAUGAUGCAUUUUUCUUUGUGAUUUCCCACACACUCACUUAUUAUAACUUAACGGUUAAAGGAAAUGUGUGACUUUGAAAAUCUUUCAUUAAGUGAUCUUUCCACAAUUUCUGACUUUAUCUCAGGUCAAAGGAAAAUGUGAGUGGAAAUGAUUCAAGUGUUCGAUGUCAGCAUGUCGUUCCUGCUGUUUCACCUCAUUCUGUAUCUUCUACAUUUGUUUGCAAAUAAUUGUAUGCACGCCUGCACAUGACUGUACAUGUUACUGUGCAUUAGUUUCUGUCCAUAGGCUACAAGCGUCACCAAAGCAAAACAGUUUACUGAGCAUGUGUUAUAACUGGAAUGCAUUAGCUGCAUGAAAUAUUGUAAAAGCCUCUGUGCUUGAAGGCCUGUCGCAGGGCUGCCUCUGAGUCGUAUCAACAGUCUGCACUUUGUCUUUCUCUGCGACAAUGGACCUUUGGCUUUAUUAACUGAUAGACUCAGAUUAAUAUAUGAAGGGAGGACACAAUGGCUAAAUUGAACAGAAAAAAAGGUUGUACUAUACCUCAGGGGUUUUCAAAGUCUGACACGGUCGGCCUUCCCUCAGACAAAACAUGGGAAAUUGCGCCCCCUUCCUCUCAUCUUAGUUUGUAUUGCUUAGUUUUGCUCAAUACCUGGAUGCCAAUAGCAUCAUGGUUGUGCUUUUUGAUCCCACAGACACUCAACAGUUGAGUCAAGAAAGCCUAAUAUUGCUGUUUGACAUACGGUAACUUCAUAUUGCACCCAGUUAUUAGUUUAUGACUGGGAAAGUGGGAAAAACUACUAAACUACUGAAUUUCUGAAUGAUCUCUUAAACCAAAUCACACAUAUGUAGGCUACAUAUAUGAUAACUAAUGUUAUUUCACUUUAAUAAACUGAGGCAAACAUCCCUGAAACCGUUGGAGCCCCCCUGGGGAGGCCUGCCUCACACUUUGAAAACCUCUGUACUACUUAAUUUAUGAUGUAAUUUAUGAUAUUGUAUUUUUUUAGAAUGAUCUCAUGUAACAGGUAUUUGAUGCAAAAACAGUUUUUUAAAAAAAGCAAUUCUAAUAUAAUCAUUCUAUUUUCCUCUAACCUGGGGUUUAUUGAAGCAAUAUGUUUAUGGUUAGUAAAUAUGCAACACGGAACUAUACAAUAAAGUCUAUACUGAGUUAA
Messenger RNA from Hippoglossus stenolepis (Pacific halibut), 4704 nucleotides. RefSeq lists its product as uncharacterized. Bases 271 to 1749 code for a protein of 492 amino acids. Lineage: Eukaryota; Metazoa; Chordata; Actinopteri; Pleuronectiformes; Pleuronectidae. Gene Ontology annotation, biological process: cell redox homeostasis; intracellular signal transduction. Gene Ontology annotation, molecular function: electron transfer activity. The record is from RefSeq and is a predicted model, not a curated record. The transcript is spliced from 11 exons.